AUGGAGUUUGCCACGUCGGCUUGGUACCAAGGCAAUGGUACUGACCUGCUUUACCACCCUACACCAACAAGCAACUUGACAUAUGAAGACUAUUAUUAUGAUGACUAUGAAGAGCAUGUAGUGCUCAGGAAGUCUCUCAAUAUUAUGUCUCUCAUCGUCUACUGUCUUGCCUUCGUGCUUGGGGUGGUGGGGAAUGGUAUUGUAAUAUGGGUGACAGGAUUUAAGAUGAAGAAGACGGUGAACACAGUCUGGUUUCUAAACUUGGCGGUUGCAGACUUCCUUUUCACUGCUUUCCUGCCUCUCAGCGUGGCCUAUACGGCCAUGGACUUCCACUGGCCUUUUGGAAAAUUCAUGUGCAAGCUCAACAGCACCCUCAGCUUUUUCAACAUGUUUGCCAGCGUCUACAUCCUCGUGGUGAUCAGCGUCGAUCGUUGCAUCUCUGUCGUACGUCCAAUAUGGGCGCAAAAUCACCGGAGCGUUCAAAAGGCUUCAGCCGUGAGCCUGGGCGUGUGGGUGUUCGCUUUAUUGCUCAGCUCACCUUACUUCGUGUUCCGGGACACCGCGCCCGACCACGAUAACAAGGACGUCAUCAACUGCUUCAACAACUUUGCUUUCUCUGACGACUAUGAGACGGCCGAGGUGGUGAAGCUCAGGACGUUGCGUCACCGUGCCAUGAUCAUCACUCGCUUCCUCUUGGGUUUCGUGGUGCCCUUCAGCAUUAUCGUGUCCUGCUAUGCUGUCAUCAUCCAUCGGCUGAAAAGAAACCGGUCCAUGUCUGGUCGCACUGGCAGACCCUUUAAGAUCAUUGCCGCCGUGAUCACAGCCUUCUUCUUAUGCUGGGCUCCGUACCACAUCCUGGCCCUGCUUGAAAUGUAUAACCACAUGCUGGUUGACUUGGACAAAACCCUGGAUCUUUUCAUUACUAUUGGCCUCCCUAUCGCAACCAGUUUGGCUUUCCUCAACAGUUGCUUGAACCCACUGCUGUAUGUGUUCAUGGGCCAAGACUUCAAGGAAAAAGUACGAAAAUCCAUCCUGAAGGCUUUGGAAACUGCUUUCACAGAAGAGGUGUCUCGCACAAACACCUGCACAAACUCUGUGCUUUCAAGCAGAGGUAAGGAGAAGUCCUUCUCUGAUGCAGAGGUGUGA
Molecule: messenger RNA, 1146 nt
Organism: Chanos chanos (milkfish)
Lineage: Eukaryota; Metazoa; Chordata; Actinopteri; Gonorynchiformes; Chanidae
Product: chemokine-like receptor 1
Exons: 1
Coding region: 1-1146 (381 amino acids)
Biological process (GO): phospholipase C-activating G protein-coupled receptor signaling pathway; positive regulation of cytosolic calcium ion concentration; complement receptor mediated signaling pathway
Cellular component (GO): plasma membrane
Molecular function (GO): complement receptor activity; G protein-coupled receptor activity
Source: RefSeq, a predicted model, not a curated record